AUGGCGAGGAGCAAGGGCCACCUCUCGUUGCUGCUCCUGUCGGUGGUCGUGGCGUCCCUCGUCGCCGGCUCGUCGGCGGGUAUCUACCACAUCGUCGGCGCCGGCAAGGGCUGGCGGAUCGCACCCAACCGGACCUACUACGAGGAGUGGGCCCGCACCAGGAACAUCAGCAUCGGCGACAAGCUCAUGUUCCUCUACCGGAGCGGGGUGUACAACAUCGUGGAGGUGCCGAGCAAGGACCUGUUCGUGGGGUGCAGCAUGCGCAACAUCACCAACCGGUACCAGAACGGUCCAACCAUCAUCGAGCUCACCCAGCCCGGCCCGCGCUACUACUUCUGCGGCGUCGGCAAGCACUGCGAGGAGGGGCAGAAGCUCACCAUCAACGUCUCAGCCGUCGCGCAACAGUCGCGGGUCGACGACCUCGCCGCCAGCUCGUCCAGCGACGUCACGGCGGCGCGUCACCUGCUCAGCCUCGCCGCCUGCUUGCUGGCCUCUGCGUCGUCGAUGCUCAUGUAA
Molecule: messenger RNA, 516 nt
Organism: Lolium rigidum
Lineage: Eukaryota; Viridiplantae; Streptophyta; Magnoliopsida; Poales; Poaceae
Product: umecyanin-like
Exons: 2
Coding region: 1-516 (171 amino acids)
Cellular component (GO): plasma membrane
Molecular function (GO): electron transfer activity
Source: RefSeq, a predicted model, not a curated record